UUUCUUUCCCAAGAAAGAUCAUCGUCUUCUCCUUUUCCUUCUCCUUCAUUGUAGUCCUCAUAGCCGCCAUCAAUAUCUUCUUCUUCUUCAUUCUCUGGUUAUUCUUCUUAAAACCAUGGAAUUGGAAUUGGAGAAGUCCAUCAUCAUGAAGCAAACUAGUACUGUCAGAUCAGCUUCAAAGCAAAUGAUCAGCAGCACAGCGUCAUCAUCAUCACCUCAUCAGUCGACAGACAGUAAUUCUAAAUCUAGUUCUAGUUCUAAUCAUUAUCAUUAUUCAUGCUAUGAUCUUAGCAGUAAUCGUUACGAAUCAUUCAGAAAGCUUGAGACUUAUUUGCCAAAAAGUGACUCUGCAGAGCUUAAACUAUCUUGGCUUCGUUCUCAAAUCAUUGGUGGAGAUGAAGAAUUUGAUUCUGUCUUUGGGAAACGAAGACUUACAUAUGCUGACCACACUGCCUCUGGCAGAUCUCUGCACUAUAUUGAGCGCUUCAUCAUCAAAAGUGUUCUUCCCUUUUAUGGGAAUACUCACACAUGUGACAGUCACGUGGGACAGAGGAUGACAAAAAUGGUGCAUGAAGCAAUCCAAUACAUAAAGAAAUGCUUAGGGGGAGGCAAAGACGAUGCACUUUUGUUCUGCGGCUCCGGUUCGACUGCAGCCAUUAAAAGGCUCCAAGAGGUAAUGGGAAUUGCGGUGCCUUCGGUUUUACGUGAAAGGGUGAUACAGAGCUUAAGCAGUGAAGAAAGAUGGGUGGUUUUUGUUGGACCUUAUGAGCAUCACUCCAACCUCCUUUCAUGGCGGCAAAGCUUAGCUGAAGUAGUAGAGAUUGGCCUUGACGACAAUGGCUUGUUAGACAUGGAGGCUCUCCGAGUAGAGCUUGAGAAGUAUAAAGAUUCAAAUAGACCUCUUUUAGGUUCUUUCUCGGCUUGUAGUAAUGUUACUGGGACAUACUCAGAUACUAGAGGAAUUGCCCGACUUCUUCACCAAUAUGGAGGGUUUGCCUGCUUUGAUUUCGCCGCAAGUGGUCCGUACGUGGAGAUCGACUUGCGAUCAGGGAUGAUUGACGGAUAUGAUGCCAUCUAUCUUAGUCCUCAUAAAUUUCUUGGUGGACCAGGGACCCCAGGAAUCCUGUUGAUGAGCAAGGCUCUUUAUUUGCUCAGAUCUUCUCCUCCAUCAACAUGUGGUGGUGGGACUGUCGACUAUGUCAAUGGAUUAAGCGAAAAGGACACAUUAUAUUUGGAAGACAUUGAAGAAAGGGAAAAUGGUGGUACUCCUCAAAUAAUUCAAACAAUUAGAGCAGCAUUGGCCUUUUGGGUUAAAGAAUACAUUGGUUACGAAAUGAUAAUGAGUAGAGAGCAUAUCUAUGCAGAAAAGGCACUCGAGAGGCUUCUCCGAAAUAAAAACAUUCGAGUUUUGGGAAAUACAAGUUCUGAAAGACAUGCUAUUAUUUCAUUUCUAAUUUAUUCUACCACCAACAUUUCUUCUAAUUCACUGACAGAUGAAUUGAAAAAUGGGUUUGAUAGUGAAAGUAUAGGACAGAAGCUGAGCAAGAAAGACGGGCUUUUCAUGUGGGCAGAGACAGGCAGUAAUAGAGACAAGCCUCUUCAUGGACAGUUUGUUGCAGCCCUUCUCAAUGACCUGUUUGGCAUUCAGGCUCGUGGUGGUUGUGCUUGUGCUGGACCUUAUGGUCAUUGUUUGCUCAACAUUGAUAUAAAUCAUUCACAUGCCUAUAGAUCUGCAAUUCUAAAGGGCUACAAAGGAGUAAAACCAGGAUGGACGAGAAUCAGCUUUCCCUACUAUAUGUCGAAUGACGAAUUCGAUUUCAUCUUAACUGCAUUGGAAUUCAUAGCAAUUUAUGGACAAAGAUUUCUUCCUUUGUAUCACUUCGAUUUGAGAAAUGGAAGCUGGACUUACAAGAGGGCGGCAGUGAAAGACCUAAUAAUCAGAAACAACAAUUGCAAUGCUGACGUUUUGCAUUUAGCAAAUGGCGUGGUGGAAUUGAAAACAGAGAAUGAAGAAUCCAGCAAAAUCAAUACAGAGGAUAAAAAUACAAGUCUAGUCAAUAAGUUUGCACCGUAUUUGGAAUCUGCUCUUCAGAUUGCUUACCUCCUACCCAAGUUUCCUUCGCAGCGCAGGCUUCAGGAGGAUGAAGAUCUUAACUUCUUGCAUUACAAAGUCUAAACUCCUUUUAUAUAUAUAUAUAUAUAUAUAUAUAUAUAUAUAUUUUUUUUUUCCCAAAUAAAUUGCUAAACUACUCAGUAUAUUUUUGUUUCUCUUUUCAAAGAUACAGAAACAUUUUUUUUUAUUAACACAAUGUAUAUCAUAUUCAUUUGUUAGUUGUAAAAUAAUAUCCAACAUUAAAUUUUAUUUUUAUUAUUAUUAUUAUUAUUAUAUAUAUGUAUA
This is a messenger RNA of Ziziphus jujuba (common jujube), 2398 nucleotides long. RefSeq lists its product as uncharacterized. The record is from RefSeq and is a predicted model, not a curated record. Lineage: Eukaryota; Viridiplantae; Streptophyta; Magnoliopsida; Rosales; Rhamnaceae. The transcript has 5 exons. Bases 116 to 2176 code for a protein of 686 amino acids.